This is a messenger RNA of Rattus norvegicus (Norway rat), 18063 nucleotides long. Lineage: Eukaryota; Metazoa; Chordata; Mammalia; Rodentia; Muridae. The record is from RefSeq and is a predicted model, not a curated record.
GAGAACUCUAAGCAGGGUGAGGACACACCUAGCUCCACUUUCUCUUUGUACAUAUGUCCCAUACGUUGAAAUCACCAGACUGGAGCUCACAUUCCACCCUUCCUCCCGCCGGAUGGUUUGUCUCCAGACUUUGGCCAAUAAAGACAGUCCGUUACCCUCAGACCUGAGACCAUCCACACUGUCAGAGGCUGACGGUGGUUUCUGGCUUUGUUUUCCUUUAAAGAAAAAAAAAAGUGGGCGAGGAAGCUGGUUUUGUAGGAAUGCCUCUCAAAGCUUUCCUGUGAACCCAGAGUUUGUAAACUAAAAUAGAGGAAGCAGAGCAGAUGAGCCAGCCCUAUCGACACUUUACUCUGGCCUGUGCCAGUUCAUGAUGUGGACCAGAACUCAACUCCAUUUUAUGCUAAAGUUGAGCUUGGCUGUCACAGUCUCUGUCACCCCCGCAACGUGUUUGAGAGGAUGUGUGUCUGGGUAUGUAUGUCGGUAAGAAUACGUGUGUGAGAGUCUGUGUAUGAGAAUGUGUGUGUGUGUGUGUAUGCAUGUGUGUAUGUGUGUGUAUGCAUGUGUGUAUGUGUGUGUGGUGUGUGUAUGCAUGUGUGUGUAUGUGUGUAUGCAUGUAUACAUGUGUGUGUGGUGUAUGUAUGCAUGUGUGUGUAUGUGUGUAUGCAUGUAUGCAUGCGUGUGUAUACAUGUGUGUAUGGUGUGUGUAUGCAUGUGUGUGUAUGCAUGUAUGCAUGUGUGUGUUGUGUGUGUUGUGUGUGUGUUGUGUGUAUGCAUGUGUGUGUAUGCAUGUAUGCAUGUGUGUAUGCAUGUAUGCAUGUGUGUGUAUGCAUGUGUGUGUAUGGUGUGUGUGUAUGCAUGUGUGUGUAUGCAUGUAUGCAUGUGUGUGUUGUGUGUGUGUUGUGUGUGUAUGCAUGUGUGUGUAUAUGUAUGUGUGUGUGUGUUGGUUAUGACUUUACAUUAUUUGACUUGCUUUUCUAGCUGGAGGCAGUGACUAAGAGAGGGAGAGCUGGUGUUAAUUGUUUCAUCAAGUUCGUGUGAGUCACAUCUCCCGCUUGUCUUAGCGAUUCAACUGCAAAGAGAAGUGCUAGUUCCUGAGGGCAGACUGAGCCGUGUCGACUAGGAUGCCUCCUCUCAGGGGCUCCGGAUUGGGUAUGAAUGAUGCGAACUUUGGUGUGUGUGCGUGCGUGUGUGUGUGUGUGUGUGUGUGGUGUGCAUGCUCGUGUAAGUAUGUAAAUGGCAAAUUAUAUAUAGCCUCCCAUGAGAUGCAGUAGUCAGGCAUUAACCCUAGAAGAGGUCAAUCACUAAGACAUAGGUGAGGGCUUUUAACCAGUAGUAAUGCACUGACUCGCCUGAUAAACAGGAGAGCCUCGGUUUAGUCUCCAGUGUUGAAAACGUUGCUAACCAAAGCUUUGAAUGCUAGGCACGGAAGACAGGGAUGGUAUUUGUUUUCCUAGCACACCCAAGGCUCUGGGUUCAGUUCUCAGCAGUUAAACAUCCUUCUCACCGAAUGCCCUUGUCCUGCUUCCAGCUUGAUUUACAGGCGUUGAGGGAGGAAGACAUUCUCCACAGGAAAACACCAUCGGGCCACAGCAACAUGAGCAUCGUAAUUUCUGGUUUCUUGUUUUCUCCCUCUCAGCGUGUGGUUCCCUCACAUCUUCCUGUUUGUAGGUACCUUCCUCUUCUGACUCUCAUCUCUGUUUCUCCUCACACUGAUCAGGGCUACCUUUCUUCCUCUGCCUGGGGCCUUGCUCCCUUGCUGUCACCUCUGUCACUGUGCCCAGUGUGUUUACACGGAUUAGGGAUUGCCCCUCAGUGCCCCUCCAGGAGAAAAACCUAGUUAUCACUUAAUGAGUUAUUUCCCUUCGGGGAGAAUUCAGGAGGCAAACGCAUGGCUCUUAAGCAUACAGCUCUGUUUGUUUUGAUGGAUACACAGUGUGUACCUGGAAUCCUUUCUCAAGACAGAAGGCACUUCAGGACCCCAAAGAGAGGCCUGUUCUCUCUGCCUGGCACUUCCCACCUUUCCUUAGUCAACCACUGAUUGAGUUUCUUUCAUCCUAAAUGAGUGUUAUGUGGUCUUGAAUCUCACACAAUUGAAAUACUUAGCAUGCACCUUUUGUAUCUACUUCCUUAUUUCAACCUUUCUCCCUUCCUUCUCUACUUUCCCCCCUACCUCACCCACUUUCCUUGUCUGGAAAUAUAACCUUUGGGCGUUUGUUGGUUUUUUUUUUUUUCCCCAAUCAAUGCUUCCUGGGAUUAGAACUCAGAUCCUCGGGCAUUCCAGCAAACAACUUUCUCCACUGAGCCCUCUUGACAACCCAUUCUUUCUAUUAAAACACAAAAGUCUAAGUGUUUGCAAUACUGUCUGUUACCAGCAAUAGGAUCUGUAGUGGCCUCUCCUCUCCAUGUUGUUGUUUUAUUAUUAUUAUUAUUAUUAUUAUUAUUAUUAUUAUUAUUAUUAUUUUAUUUGCAAAAGUGGGAUUGGACCUAGGACCUUGGACAAGUUAGAGGAGUGCUCUACCAUUGAGCCACAAUCUCAGCCACGCCCCUCUAGUUACUAAUAUUGGUAAUUUCAUUUCCUUCUUCUCACACUUGAUCUUGCUAGGCGAUCGUUGUAUCGAGCUGUACAUUAAGGCUUGCUUUUCGCUUCAUUGGUUCCUGCCCCUGUCUGGAUCAUUUCUUCCUGUGUCCUCAUUGGUGGCCUUAAUCUGAGCUACACAACUUUAUGCAUUGAAGAUUGACGUAUCUAUAAGUGUACUCUUUAAUUAUAGCAGGACCGUUCUUUGCUUCUGGUAGCUGUGUAGGUGUCCACCGCAGGGAAACUGCAGCACCACACAACCGUUUGCUGUUCAAAUUUUACCCAAAGACUUGCAGUGACCCCACUCUGGCUUUAUCCCAUCCCCUUGCCAAUUCACAUACACACACACACACACACACACACACACACACACACACACACACACACACACAAUUGCAUGCGUCAUUAAUGGGCAUCUUCAGUUGAAACUAGACACAAUUUGUAUGUAGUGUUCUCUGGGCAAAGCCAAGGGCUGGCUUGAUUGGAGUGGUGCUUGUAUCAAGGAAACCAUCUGGUGGUCCACUGCGGCAGCUCAAGAGACUUUAGGGGUCUGUCCAGGACACUGUCGGUCAGAGCGGAACAGCAGAAGGAACAGUUAGUGAUCAGGAAUUUGAAAGAAAGUGAGGGCGAUAGAGCUGAGCACGAAUGGCAAAUAUAUAGAAUUUCUACCCUUUCUCUUAAAAAGAAAAACUAAACCUUAUUGUCUCUUUCUAGAUCUAAUGCCCUUUUUUCUUUUUGGUCUUUUUUUUUUUCCUUCAGAGUUUUGUUUGCAGGGAUCCAAAAUGUAUAAAAUACACAGUCGUGUAUCACUUUUCUCCAAGCUGAAUGGCCACCCUGACUUAAGUAGUUCAGGCCUACUUGCUUGAAAAGAUCAUCCCACCUAGGCUUGUUGACUCCUAGAUGGGCAGAGAAGGUCAGGGGUCUCUCACCUGACCAUCUAAGUGCUCUGAACUACCUGCUGUAUACAACGCCCCCUUAGUUGCACAAGGCCUCAGGGCCGGGCUAGAGUAUAUAGGCUAGAGAUAGAGAGGGAGCACACAAAUUCCUGUCAGUAACCCCCUAGCUAGGCUCUGUAAUGAAGCACAAUAUACUCACUGGUUCCCUAGAAUAACCUUUGGUGGAAGGGCAGCUUGGUUUGUUGUUGGGACCAGGGGUAGGCAUGUCUCCCCCUGGGGAGGAAUUUUAGUGACUAUAAUAUUCAUAAAAUAUAGAUAUUUUAUCUCUAGUCAGGUGACUGGAGGUUGGGACCUAGGAAGAAUGUGUGUGUGUGUGUGUGUGUGUGUGUGUGUGUGUGUGUGUGUGUGUGUGUGUUCAUUUCUCCUUGUUUUGAAUUUGAGCUGCCAGUGGGAUACCUGGGUAAUGAUUCCCAGAGUGGAAGGCAAUAGAUUGAGAGUUGCUAGUGGUACCAUAAUUAGAUCCCGACAGGACUGACAAAGUUGGAAGAGAUACUUGGAACAGAUUCGUUUAUCUUUAAUUUAUUAAAAAAAAAAGUCUUGAGGUGGUCUUCCUACAUAGCUUUAGCUGUCCUGGAACUUGCUAUGGAGACUAAGCUGGUCUCCAAUGGGUGCAGACCCUUUUACCUUUGACCCUUUGACCUUAGUUCCCCAAAGGCUGGAAUUACAGGCUUGUGUCACCAUGUCCCCUGCAGAUGGACAUGGAGGAGGACGUCCAGCAGAAAUGGGAAAUCUGAAGCCCAGGUCUGUCCCUCAUCAGUUUAAGAAACCUUGAGUAAAGCACGUCACCAUUUUAGGAUCCUCUCUUUCCCCUGGGAACUCUGCAUUCUUCACUCAGCAGAAGCUUUUGAACGUUGUAUGUCAAAUUCUACUCUCGGUAUUGAGGGUGGAUGACUCAUUAAGAGGUGGGCAUUUCUAGCAUCAGGCAACCUACUGGACUGUUGCUCUCUGUGAUGCUAGAAUUGUGUUUUAGGUCCUCAGAGAAGGAGGCAGCUCAGACUGGGAGACCAGGGGCACACAGGAAGAGACCACUUUCAGAACACAUAUCCUUCAAAAUGAGCCUUGGUGGGGGAGAGGGUGUACUUCAGACAAGCAAAGUUAUCUACCCAGCAAAGAAAGGCCAAAGAAAAAUUGCUGAGUGCUCUCUGAUGGGGGAAUGGUGUGGUCUGUGUAUGGGCUGGAAACAGUUGACAGGGGCAGAUGACAAGGGACCUUUAUGCCACACCAAGGGAACUAACUGCCUUAUACCCAGCAUUGCAGUGCAGGCCCCUGGACAGACUUGAGGCAGGGAAUGGGAAAGACCAGGUGUGGGUCUCAGACAUCAUUCUCUAGGGCUGUGGCCAGGGAGACCAGAGAAAAGCAGUUCUAGAAAUGCAGGCGGUAAAGGAACUUUUGUUUAACAGGGCUGGAGAGCAUGCCCCAUGCUGAUCAUGCCAUAUCCCUUACGUAUGGUUCUAAUGGUGGCAAGGGAGUGACAGAGUGGGCAGAUGGGAGAGAGGUUCACUAGGAAGUCUUUACUUCCUGACUAAUUAGACACUGAGGUAAAUGAGAAGAAAGCUUUCUGCUUAAGGCUCAGAGUGGAUAAAGACCACUACGAUGGGGACAUCAGGAACAAAGCAAGCAGGCGUCCUGGUUUUGAGAUGCUUCACCAACACCACAUGAAGGGGUCUAGACCUCAGGCUUCUGUGCCGUCCUUGUCCAGUGAAAGACAUGGGCUACCUGGUUUUUUCCUGUUGUACGAUCCACUUUAAGUCGCUUUCUGUUGAGCUGCCUGACUGGGGAAAUCACACUUGGGUGAGGUCUCUCCCCAGAGGCUCAUGUCUGACUGAGCAAACCAGCGGAGUUAUGACUCAUUGCUAGGUAGAUGUGAAAGAGAUUGGUUGCUGGUUUCAGUACCUACCGGCUGGUAUCUGCCCUUCCUUGGUAUCUCUUUCACCCGAUUCCCACCAUGAGCUUACUCCCCAUGUUGGCCUGCUCUCUGUAUUCCUAUCACGUGACCACCCAGAAUGCUCCAGUUGGCAAGAAAUUUGGGAUCAUUGGGCCAGAGCUGUACUCACAAACGACAGAAACAGACUGGGGAAGUUGUGUGGCAUACUGAUUGAUGGUCAGUUUGGUUGAGAGCCAAUCAGGUCCCCUUUACGCCACACCUCCCCCACGGACACUCAUCCCACCAGCUCGCUCAGCGAGCGGGGCUGAAAAUGUGUCUGUUUGUGCAAACGUUUGGAAAUGACAGCCCGUGUUUGCAGCUUGGAGACUUCAUACAAAGGUCAAGGUUACUGAGAAGAACGUAAACACCUUCGCUUUGAUGCAGGGGCACUGGAUCUCUGGGUGUCGGCCUUCAGUUGGGCUAGCCACCCCCCUCUUGAAGUGCCCUCUGAAGGUUCACUGUCAGUUUUCAAUCAUUUUGCCCCAGGUGGAGAAUCCAUUGCUCUGUGACUUCAAAGACACAGUAGCAAGCACUGAAAUAGGCAUGCAGUGUGGGAAGUAUUUCUCCCAGUAAGGGUUUUAAGCGCUGCAAAGAAAUGUGUCCUAAGGACACGUGCUUUUCAUCAGCUUGGAGCAUCGGGUGUGUGUUCUUUCAAGGAUGCAGCCACCUCAAAUUAUGGCAGUCUCGGGCAGGUAAACGCUUGAGGCUUUGAUCUGUACAAAUUCUUCUUCAAGAAGGCAGCACGGGGCUGCUUAAAGGACUGGUUUGUAGCACUUGACUGAUUUCAGAGUACCAUCUGGCUUGUAUGGGGGAGGGGAGAGGGACGCAGAGGAGGCUGGGAGAUCCCUUUCCAACAGUACUUCACCUGUUUCCUCUCUGACCUGCACAGAAGUGGAAGCUAUGCUCUCAGGAGACCAUAGGCACAAAGUGAAAGUAGGUGGCAGGGCUGGGGUGGUGACUCUUUGUGUAAAGCCCUUGACUUGUAGGAACGAGGAUCCAAGUGUGUUCACUAGAACACAUGUAAAACGGACCAGGUGUGGCGGCAUGUUUGUGCUGUAAUCUUAGUGCUGGGGACAAAGAGACUGUGCCUUGAUGGCUGGCCAGCCUUGCCUGCUUGGUGAGUACCAAGCUAUCUGGAGACCCUUGGGCGCGCUCUAUCUUACUCACACAUAUAUACAUAAAGAGACUUAUAGCAAAUGAAAAUUAACUCCCGUGUUCAUAUUUUUAGCCUAAGAUUUAAGGAAUACUCCUUUCACCGCCUUUAUAGAUUUGAUACUUUGUGGCAGUAGAUCUCUAAAGAGUAACCAGUCGCCUAGGGGAGGUUGACCCAUCUCAGCCCACUACUUAGGAGUUCCAUUCCAGAGUCCCGCUCUGCUGGGCUUGUCUGUUAGUGGUUCCAAAAUGCAUCUUAAAAAAGUGAUAGUUUAUCUAGGUUAAUCUUUCAUUUUUCUCUUUGUUUGCAUGGUUUUUAGAGAUGGAUUUUUUUUUUUAAAUCUCUAAUGGGGGUGUUUUUUUUUUUUUUUUUUUUUUUUGGUUUUGACAAGAGAGUCUCAGUGCCAAAACCGUUUCUUAUUACUCAUGGCUCUCACACCGACGUUCCCCCAAGCCCUGCCUCUGUUCAAUUUAAGAAAUUCAGUACAUUGCUUUCCCCCUUUGCAUCCGCUUGGAAAACCAAAGUUUAGAAGUGAUGCCCAUUUUCCCCAAGUGAAGGCUCAGCCAGUUUCUUUUCCUUUUUCACUUAGAAGUGAGCUGAAGACUCCCAUACUCUCAGAAGCAAAUGCCUGUAGCCACAAACAGCCUGUCUGUUCUGGCCUCCGCCCGCCCAGCUGCCUGGCUGGGGGCUGUCCUGCAUCUUCCCUCCUGUCCUCUCCUCUGCUCAGCUUGGAGAUCCCUGCAACUACACAGCUUUCACUCUUGCCAGCUUUGGGAGGUCUGUAGGUGGUGGCUGAGAAGCUGCAGGGGAGGGACGAUGGGGGAUCUUGUUUGGGUUAGCCAUGGUAACUGGAACAGCUAAAGGAGCAAGCCUAGUUUUGGCUGCUCUGUACAUGGUCGGGACUCUGCCCUGUCUCAGGAUUCUUGAGCUGAUUGCAGCAUCCUGGAACGGAAUGAAAGGAUCUGUGCAGAGACGGCAAAAGUCGGGUUACAGUAGACCCUGAGCAAAACAGAGUGGACUCCAGCCUGCGUGGAUGAUCUUGAAACAGGAAUGGUUUGGGGUUCGGGCCUCUUACACUGAAUUUCCCUACUGCCACCCUUUCUACUCAAGCAAAAUCUUCAAGAAAAGAUCGCCUGGGAGGGAGGUAGCUGCUUGUGGCUUUGCACUGUGAUGAGGGCAAAUGAUACAGUUUUCCAAAGAAAAUAGACCAAAACUUUCUUCUUGACAAGAAACAAACCUGCUGUCGUCAGAGGGUAUUUCUAACCUCUCUGUGAAAGAAAGACAACACCAGAGCCUGGGCGGCCCAGUUGCUGAGGGAAGUUUCCAUGGUGAAGUCUCAGGGAGGCUUCCUGGGAGCAGAACAUAGUGAAUGCUAAUCCGGAGCUGCUACUGCCAGCCUAGAGAACCCACGGGGAGAUGAUUCCUCAUGAAGGGCCUGGAUCCCCUACAGAAAUCCAAUGUGACUCUCUGUUUAUCAGACUAAAACCAGAGCCAGCCAGACAGUGAAACAGCCACCGUGGAGGGGGGACGGCGAAAAAUGAAAUCUAACCAAGAGCGGAGCAAUGAAUGCCUGCCUCCCAAGAAACGUGAGAUCCCCGCCACCAGUCGGCCCUCCGAGGAGAAGGCCACUGCUCUGCCCAGCGACAACCACUGCGUGGAGGGUGUGGCAUGGCUCCCCAGCACCCCUGGCAGCCGCGGCCACGGGGGUGGGCGGCACGGGCCAGCAGGGACUUCCGGGGAACAUGGUUUACAAGGAAUGGGUUUACAUAAAGCACUGUCCGCAGGGCUGGAUUACUCCCCACCCAGUGCCCCCAGGUCGGUCCCCACAGCCAACACGCUGCCCACCGUGUACCCUCCUCCUCAGUCAGGGACGCCGGUGUCUCCUGUGCAGUACGCCCACCUAUCACAUACCUUCCAGUUCAUUGGGUCCUCCCAGUAUAGUGGGCCUUACGCGGGCUUUAUCCCUUCCCAGCUGAUCUCCCCACCAGGCAACCCAGUCACCAGUGCGGUGGCCUCGGCUGCAGGGGCCACCACUCCAUCACAGCGCUCCCAGCUGGAGGCAUAUUCCACCCUGCUGGCCAACAUGGGCAGUCUGAGCCAGGCACCAGGACACAAGGUUGAGCCCCCUCCGCAGCAGCACCUCGGCAGGGCUGCGGGAUUAGUCAACCCGGGGUCCCCUCCACCUACCCAGCAGAACCAGUACAUUCACAUUUCCAGCUCUCCACAGAGCUCCGGGCGGGCAACAUCUCCACCCAUCCCGGUCCACCUCCAUCCCCAUCAGACGAUGAUCCCGCACACGCUCACCCUGGGGCCUUCAUCCCAGGUGGUCGUGCAAUACAGUGACGCCGGAGGCCACUUUGUUCCUCGAGAGUCCACCAAAAAAGCAGAAAGCAGCAGGUUGCAGCAGGCUAUGCAGGCCAAGGAGGUCCUCAAUGGGGAGAUGGAGAAAAGCCGGAGGUAUGGGGCGUCAUCUUCUGUGGAGCUGAGCCUGGGGAAGACGAGCAGCAAGUCAGUGCCUCACCCCUAUGAGUCCAGGCAUGUGGUGGUCCACCCGAGCCCAGCAGACUACAGCAGUCGUGAUACCUCCGGGGUCCGUGGAUCUGUGAUGGUCCUGCCCAACAGCAGCACACCCUCAGCCGACCUGGAGACACAGCAGGCCACACAUCGAGAGGCCUCCCCAUCCACCCUCAAUGACAAGAGCGGUUUGCACCUAGGGAAGCCCGGCCACAGGUCCUACGCGCUGUCCCCACACACGGUCAUUCAGACCACACACAGCGCAUCAGAGCCUCUCCCGGUGGGCCUACCAGCCACGGCCUUCUAUGCUGGCGCUCAACCUCCUGUCAUCGGCUAUCUGAGUAGCCAGCAGCAAGCAAUCACCUAUGCUGGUGGUCUGCCCCAGCACCUGGUGAUCCCAGGUACCCAGCCCCUGCUCAUCCCAGUGGGCAGCCCUGACAUGGACACACCUGGGGCAGCCUCGGCCAUAGUGACGUCAUCGCCCCAGUUUGCUGCAGUACCUCACACGUUUGUCACCACCGCCCUGCCCAAGAGCGAGAACUUCAACCCAGAGGCUCUGGUCACCCAGGCAGCCUACCCAGCCAUGGUGCAGGCCCAGAUCCACCUGCCGGUGGUACAGUCCGUGGCAUCCCCUGCCGCGGCAUCACCCACGCUGCCGCCAUAUUUCAUGAAAGGCUCCAUCAUCCAGCUGGCCAACGGGGAGCUGAAGAAGGUAGAGGAUCUGAAGACAGAGGAUUUCAUCCAGAGUGCAGAGAUUAGCAAUGACCUCAAGAUCGACUCCAGUACUGUGGAGAGGAUCGAGGACAGCCACAGCCCCGGUGUGGCCGUGAUACAAUUUGCUGUUGGUGAACACCGAGCCCAGGUCAGUGUCGAAGUUUUGGUAGAGUAUCCUUUUUUUGUAUUUGGACAGGGCUGGUCAUCCUGCUGUCCCGAGCGGACCAGCCAGCUCUUUGAUCUGCCGUGUUCCAAACUCUCCGUUGGGGACGUCUGCAUCUCGCUCACCCUCAAGAACCUGAAGAAUGGCUCUGUUAAAAAGGGCCAGCCCGUGGACCCUGCCAGUGCCCUGCUGAAGCACGCAAAGACCGACAGCCUGGCUGGCAGCAGACACAGAUACGCCGAGCAGGAAAACGGAAUCAACCAGGGGAGCGCCCAGGUGCUCUCUGAGAACGGCGAACUGAAGUUUCCAGAAAAAAUUGGAUUGCCUGCAGCACCCUUCCUCACCAAAAUAGAACCGAGCAAGCCCACAGCCACGAGGAAGAGGAGGUGGUCGGCGCCGGAGACCCGUAAACUGGAGAAGUCGGAGGACGAGCCACCUUUGACUCUUCCCAAGCCUUCGCUCAUUCCUCAGGAGGUUAAGAUCUGCAUCGAAGGCCGAUCUAACGUGGGCAAGUAGAGACCGUGCGGGCAGCCGAGGCGUGGGCCCCGUUUGCUGUCUGUAUCCAGAUUACUGUACUGUAGGCUAAAUAACACAGUAUUUACAUGUUAUCCUCUUUAGGUUCGUGUUCUAACCUUGUCAUUAGAGUCAAACAGGUGUGUGGCAGGAAACUGGUGCGUCCGCGUUGUGAUGUCUGUCGAGGAGCUGGCGGGUGGAGGGUGGUCAUAACCGUGGCCAUGGAGCUCCGGGGCAUCCUAAGGGGCCCUGAAGGGGGGCUUCAUCAGCACCUGCCUUCUCCAGCAGCACAGAGCUGAGGGGCGUCAGUUCCCACUGGUUUCAAGAGCAAACUCAGUGGGAAGUAACUUGCAAGUAACCUGCAAGGGUGUGUCUGGGUGCGUCCCUGGUGAAGAAGGGGUGCGCAGGUGCCAUGGCGGUGAGGGAGGGUCUCUCUUUCUCUGCCUCUGUCUCCCUCACUUGCUCACUCUCAGCAUGGGAUUGGGGGACCUGGGUUUCCCACAUGCAAAGUGGUCAGGAACCCAGCUUCCAGGCACUGUAGGGAAGGCAUCAGACUGGCAGAUGGGAAACUAGUUUCAAAGAACGUGGUUCUCUCCAACAUAUUUUACAAUAAAAAGCAACUUUUAAUCAUAGAUAUAGAUAUAUAUAUAUUUCCCCCCAUGGGGCCUGACUGCACUGAGUUUUUUGUUGUUGUUGUUUUAUUUUGUUAUUUUGGGUUUUUUGUUUUGUUUUGUUUUGUUUUGUUUUGUUUUGUUUUGUUUUUUAAGAGCAGCUGCCACUUGGCAAGGAUUUCGUCCCUCCCUGCUUUACCAGUCCAGUGACAUCGCCAUGGUGUCGUGGUGGGCAGGGACGUCCUUGCUCAGGUCACUCCUGGUCAGGCAGGUAGCAGUGGGGCCCAGGGACAGAGGGAGCACCAACACUGGUUUCUGCGCAGUGUUAGGAAACCCAAUCAGGUUAUUUGCAUUGCUCCCAAGAAGAAAAUGCCAGCUCCCCUCCCCACUCCCGAGAGGGUCAGGGCGGCUCUCAGACCCAGCUGGCAGCAUAAUUGUCCACCUCUUAGGUCUAGUACUGUUCCUGAUUCUGUGAGGAAUUCGAUCCGGAAGAUGCUCAAUCUGUUACUAUCUCGUAAACAGUUAAAAAUGCCGUGCAGUCUUCUUAACCAAGCACCUUGUUCUGUCAUUCAACAAGUACUGUAUCUACUUUCGACUCUUUGUGGGGGAAAAAAAAGACAAACCUAAGUUGCUUUUGAUUUUCUUCUUCUUCUUCUUCUUCUUCUUCUUCUUCUUCUUCUUCUUCUUCUUCUUCUUCUUCUUCUUCUUCUUCUUCCUCUUCUUCCUCUUCUUCCUCUUCUUCCUCCUCUUCCUCCUCUUCCUCUUCUUCCUCUUCUUCCUCUUCUUCCUCUUCCUCUUCUUCCUCUUCCUCCUCCUCCUCCUCCUCCUCCUCCUCUUCUUCUUCUUCUUCUUCUUCUUCUUCUUCUUCUUCUUCUUCUUCUUCUUCUUCUUCUUCUCAACACUGUAACUACAUUUCUGCUCUGCAAGGUUGCUCACAAGCCAGCAAUCGACAGCUCCAAUCUGGUUUUAAAGGGAUGAAUGUGAAUUAUGAACUAGCCCGUGACAAUAUAUGACCACCGAGUACUACCUGAUGGCAGGCACCUGUCACUUUGAUGUUGGAGACAGAGUUAAAGGCAGAGUUGGCAGAGAAACCAAGAAAAGACGGAGGAAGAGACACUCGAUUUUAUCCAGUGUCCGUAGGGUGAACUUCUAAAGAACUUUGCAAUUUGCACAUCUUGAGUUUAUAAUUUGUGUGAUAAUUCCUGCAGUUUUUAUCUAAUAACAUUGUGGGAAGUGUUUGGGAGGGUUGAACGAGCAUAAAUAAAUGUAGCAAAAUUACUUUCUAACCUGCCUAGACCCUAGGCCCUUCUUAGAAGGUCCUGUCCCUUUGAGACUUCAUUUUGUCAUCUGCCACAUCUGUCACCAGAAGCCAGGUCUUAAGAGUCUUCUUCAGAGUCAUUGAGAGUUUCCCAUAUAGACAUUUUUUACAUAUGUGAGCGAGUAUUUUCAUUUCUGGAAAAAAAAAGUGUUAACGUUAUUUUUUUAGAAGCUUAGGUUUCUGUUUGAAAUCAAACUAAGAUCUGACGUUUGGUACAAAAACCCAGAAAAGGGUAUUUUCAUAAAGUCACAAGCUUUCAUUCCCAGAGGUCAAAAUUUGUGGGUUCUGAGUGUGUCUUCAAGUACUUUAAACCAAGUUUUAUAAAUAGGGAGAAGUUUUAAAACACUCUUACUUGGCUGACUGCAACUAACCUAAGUAAGUUAACCUAAAUAAGAACUUACUUGAAUUUUCUUUAUAGUCAUUAAAAGAAAAAAAAAAGACUUCUUCCAUUUCUCAAAACAGAAAAUAAAAUAAAAUAAAAAAGACCCUCCCCUGGCAACCCACUUGUUGGCUACCCAGCCAUUCGCAGUGGCUUUCACUGGGACUAAUGAUCCUUUUACAGACCAUUUUCUGGGAUGUACCAAAAACCUUCGAGUAGGUCCAGAAUAGCUGGCCUCUCCCUAAACUUCAUCACCCUCUCUGCCCACACUGCCUUCAACUUUUGGCUGGCAGAACUGGGUGAGCCCAUUCUUGUAAUCAGAUGCUUAUUUACUGCUGUGAUUUUUUUUUUCAUGUUUCUGUUCAGAGAUCUUGCUUAAUCUUCCCUAUAUCUGCUCAGGGCACUGGCACUUAACUAGGGUUUUGUUUUUUUGUUUUAUUUUGUUUUGUUUUUUUAACCUUCAAUGGUGAGAGGAAUAGGAGGCUGCCACAGAGGCUUGCUGUAUGCCGUUAUCUACAACAGCCCCUGUGAGCUCAGAAAACACACACACACACACACACACACACACACACACACACACACACACACACACACACUGCUCUCUGGCUAACUUCGAGGAUUGAACUGACCGUAUCCACUAAGCCGACACUAAAGCAGGUAAACACACAUGGUUCAGAGCAAUAGGAAUAUCAUAACUUUUGUGGUUCUAUUUCAGGUAUAGGAAUUAUACAAAUUAUCGGUUCUUCUGAAGCAUCUGUCCCACCUUGUUCUCCAGCUCCCUUAGCAUGUACAAUACUUUGUGUGCCAAUAGUGUGCUAUCUAGUUAAAGUUCUUCAACUUUUGGCUUUUUCCUCGUUCCGUGGGCUGACCUUUCUUCCCCUCGCUGGCCAGAGAAAGGCUGGGAGGAGUGAGCCGGGAGAGGCGAGCCUCCUCACUUUCCCCUUAACAGAGAUGCAGAAUACUGGGUUAGGCAGCCCAUGGGAGCCUGUGUGUGUCUGUCACCAGGACACAGCAAGAGCAAGCCAAGGAGACCUGAGAGAAGCACCUCAAAGGCCUAUCCCUGCCAUCUCCAAAGGCCCUCCUUUGCUCUGUAGUGAAGCUGGAUCGCAGCGAAGAGGCAGACUGGUUCCUAGGGACACACUCGGGAAUGAUGUGGUCUUCAGUCAACCCAUUUUCAAUCUCUUCUAUGUCCUUGAGACUUUGAUCCCUGCCUUUGACACAAGCAACUUAUUGCACAUGGGCACAUUCUGAGCAUGCCCACCAAUGGCUUUGGAGGAGACCACCUGGCAACCACGGUCACCAUUCCCUUGGAACAGCUUUCUCUUCAAAUAGGAAGAGCACCCAGAGGCAGGAGCCACCUGACUUGCAGACAUUGGUGGGGCCCUCCAUGCUCCGGGAGCACCUGUGGUCAACUGUGUAGGGAGCACAGGAAUAGCAGUGCCCUCCUCGGACAAGGACCAGCCACGAGCCUCUGUACCUGUCCUCUUUGCAACGUGUACCAACAGCCGUCUUUCAUUCUCCUCUUUCCUGCUUUCCAUUUUAAAACAAAGUAACAGCAGGCCUUUUUGUGUUUACAACGGAACACAAUCACCAAGAAAUUAGUCAGGGCAAAAAGAAAACAUAGUAAUAUUACUAGUAAGAAAUCAGCAAACAAGAACCUCUUUCUAGGGAUUUCUGAAUACAUAAAGUGACUGUUCCUUAGACUGUUUAACUUUAGAAUUAUUUCAGUUUGUCUGGGCCACCUCGGGGUCAGCGGGAUGGGGUGGGGAUUAGGGGAGAGAAGAUCAUGGAUACCACUUACCUCAAAUCUUUUUAAAAGUGGAAAUCCAAAUCGCAUUUGGGGGAGGGCGGGGUGGGAGGGGACUUGCAGGAUAAUCGUCUACGUUGGUCACAUUUUGCUUUUGCUCAAUUCAUCCAACUCCGUUCGGAAUGGCCUGAUUUUUGUGGUGGUGGCAACAGAAUGUCCUUAACUCUGAACCCUGACCUUGUAUGUUUUCUGUUAGGUGAGCUUGUUGGGUUCCCCCCCCCUUUACCCCAUGAGGAAGUGGCAGUGUCCUUCCUUCUCUCUUGCAAGGAACCCUGCAGAACCUUCCACACCUCUUACUCAGGGAUGGGGCUGGUGUGUGUGUGUAGAGCAUGGGAGUGUUCGGCAGCAGCACUUUGGACUGCUCUGGAGUAGGGUUGUACAAUUCCCAGGAAUGUUUGGAUCUCCCCGCACCGUGUGGGUUGCUUCUUAGCUACUACACAGAUUGCAAUAUAACGCUACGCGUUCAAGAAGAACAGUAGCUCCUCGUGAUCAGAAAAAUCCACUCUGCACAUAGUUUGAUCUUUACUGAAAUAUGUUGCCAAAAUCUGUUCUUUGUUCUAGCUUUGGACUUCUUCUGUUUCUUUCUUUCUUUCUUUCUUUUCCUCUUAAGGAAACAAUUGACGAUACCUUGUAACAUCUGUGACUACUAAGGAAACCUAUUUUGUAGAUGCUUGCUAAGACACUAACACCUAUUUCAGACUCGGGUGAGGAGGCAGAGCCCUUGGGCUAGAAAGGCAGACAUUUUGAGUUGAGUUGGUUGGUGUGGCUACUGUUUCCUGAGCCACAAGCCCUCAACCAAUGCGUCUGCUCUCUCUCCUGAAACCCUCUGUGCUCCCCGUUUCCCAGUCGCCCCCUUUGACUCCAGGGGAAUUACAGGACCUCCAGUCUCCAGGGUCCAAUCCAGUUUCUUUGGUGGUUGAGAUGAAAGGCAAGAGAAUCAUUCUUCGUUGUUUUAAGAGUGGAGCAAAGGCCUUUGCUUCCACUGGUUGAGUUUUGAAGCCAGAAUUUCUGAAAUAGAGAAUUUAAGGAAAAAUCGAGUAAUAACUAUAGAAAAUCUACUUUUUUUUUUUUUAUAAAGCACAUGCAUAUGACCUGUUGGGUUGGUUUCCUCCCUUGUCCAUGAACAGUGUUGUAUUUCUGUUCCCAAGGCAACGCCAAAUAGUUUGCACACCUCUACUCUGGAGCUGAGAUUUCUUUCACAUAGAUGACCUCGCUUCAAAUGUUACCUUACUGAUAGGCUUUUUCUUGUAGCGCUAUACCUUGUGGGAAGUUUUUUGUUUUGUUUUGUUUUCUUUAAAGUACACCCAAUUUGAGCAGCCGGGGUGGGGGAGGGAGGGGGUUGAGGCACUCACUUUGGGGGGGGGGUACAGAUAAUUUUUUUAAAAAAAAUUGCACAAAAGAAAAAUGAAUGUUGAAAUGAUUCAUUCAGUGUUUGAAAGAGACAGAUCCGUUGAAACCACAAGUUUCAUAUUUUGUGUGUAAAAAAAAAAAAACAAAAAAACAAAAACAAAAAACAAAACAGAGGAGGGUUUGAAAGUUAACUGUGUGGGGGUUUUAUUUUUCCUGUAUAUAGCAAUUUGUUGUCUUGAUGAUCAAAUUUGUAUGGUUAUGGCCUGGAAGAAUUAUGACGUCAGAGGCUCUUCAACUAUACCGUACCUAUGCUUACUGUUCUGUUUUUGUUACACGCGGCUCUCGUGUGAAGGAUGGGAAACUCUGUGUUCCGCUAUUCGAGGAUACUGUCCAUUCCUAGGCCGAAAGUACUUCCCUAAGUCCCCUUCUUAAGCCAUUGCAACUUUACUUUGGAUGAUGUCUGACAUUUUCAGCACCUCCUGUUCCUAUAAACCCAAAGAAUAUGACCCCGAACAUGAAGUGUGUCUAAAAGGGAUCCUUCUCAGUACACAGGAAAAGAAAAAAAUAAAGUUGAGCCUUUCUUCUGCCUCCCACCCCAGACCUCAUUCACAUGGGGGUCAGACAUCCAUUUUGGCUUGAAUGCCUGGCUUUCAUUUUGAGGUCUGUGAAGCAGAGGUCAGACGAAAUGCAGAGCCGUCUUCUCAGAGUUAUAUUUCUGUUGAGCCGUUGAGCUGGGUGGUGUAAACCAGUCAGUGUUGGGGCAGUAAACUGACCCUAGCUUGGAUACUUCAAUUUGGGUUCAUGUCCCGUCCUUUAGGGCGCAAGUUCUGGUAGCUUAGAUCCACCUUGACAAAGGCAGAAGUGAGCCGGCGGCUUCAGCUUUUCCCAUCCCGACACUUGCAUACAGGAGCCUUACCUGUAUCCAAAUGAAGUGUGUUUGGCCAAUAGAUGCCGUCUAUAUGAUACCAGUCUCUGAGAACUUCCCUAACACUUUUUAACUGAAAGGAGUUAAGUCUUCCACUACAGUCACUUGGAGACUCCAUCCACUCACGUCUUCUUGUUCCUUUGCUGGCUGGAUGGCUAAUCUGAAGGCCUGUGUGGGAAGCACUGUUUACAGUAACCCUUACCGAGAUAGCAUACUGUCCCUUAGACUACCGCGCUGAGGCGACACUGGCUUAGAACUGUUGGGAGUGAAAGAUCAGUCACUGAGAAGGUUGGGUGCAUAGGUUUUCUCCAGUUCUUACAGGAGCCCUCCACUCUGAGGUGAUUCUCUAGUCCAAGAAUGGGAUGAACCGCUGAGUCAAUGAGGCGUAGCCACGGCAACCCACCAUAGUCCCAUUCUGCGACUACUGCCCCCUCCUCAACCCCACACUGCUCAAGUGUGACCCCAGGUAGUGUCAGCUGAAAUGGGGUUGGGGUGGAGUCCUGUCAGUAUUUGUGGUAGAGUCUGCAAUCUCUAACCAGUGGGGGGGUCUUGGCCCUAAAGAACCAGAGAUCGGCACCAGUUGAAGGGUUUCAACAUCACGUUCCCAAACCCUCCGAUUUCCAUUCGUUAUGCUUCCCACAGGCCAAGCGGAAACAGACACCAAAACUUGGGCUGAGGGUCCUACCAUGUGGAGAACUAGGGAAAACAAAACUUUUUUUGUUUUUUUUGUUUUUGUUUUUGUUUUUGUUUUUUUGCACCUUAUUGAAAAGAAACUUUUAAGCGCAUACAUAGCUAAGAGCUUUUUCUCGUGACAGGAGGACGUCUCCAUAUCGUAAUACUCUCUGUAACCCCAGUGUAAAAUGUACUUGCACUAGCUUUUUUAAAACAAAUAUUAAAAAAAAUGGAAGAAUUCAUAUUCUAUUUUCUAAUCGUGGUGUGUCUAUUUGUAGGAUACACUCGAGUCUGUUUAUUGAAUUUUAUGGUCCCUUUCUUUGAUGGUGCUUGCAGGUUUUCUAGGUAGAAAUUAUUUCAUUAUUAUAAUAAAACAAUGUUUGAUUCAAAAUUUGAACAAAAUUGUUUUAAAUAAAUUGUCUGUAUACCAGUACAAGUUUAUUGUAUAAUACUCGUACUACUAAUAAAAUAACAGUGCCAAUUGCAAAA